Pseudo-nitzschia multistriata is the source of this 1509-nucleotide messenger RNA. NCBI's taxonomy places the organism in Eukaryota, Bacillariophyta, Bacillariophyceae, Bacillariales, Bacillariaceae. The record is from the annotation of a GenBank genome assembly.
CGAAACAGAAUAGCACUGCUGUACCGUACCGUAGCCUAGCAUACCGUGACAUAGAAACUACACCGUCCUUCUUCACCAAGCAAAUAUACUGCAAUACUUGCACAAGUCUCAACACUUUGUCUUACAGUAUCUGCGCACCGACCAUGUAUACGCUGCAUCCGAUCCCCCCUAUAAGGAUCGAGUCAGAGACCACCACUACUGGCAUCGGGGGCGGCGGCGACAAUAAGUCGUUCGUUGGUUCCGUUCGGUAUCAGCAGCAAGUGGCCGCGCCAUCGGAGAGCUACAACAGAGGGAAUGCAAACACAAGCAAGAACACGGCCACCAACCCUCAACACCACCGCUCCACAGAAAGCCCCAUCUUCCGUUGCUGCAACGACACACCCCUGUCAUCACCGUCUUCUUCACGACAUCUCUCCGCUCCCUGCUGUCGCUUGAACUUCAAUCCGUCAGCGGAUUUCUCGGAAACAACCCGAACAACAACGACGACGGCGACUGCCACGACCAUUUGCACAACCGACAAAUCGCUGUCGUCGUCUUCCCUAUCGACAUCACCAAUGGUUGUACGUGGCAGCCGCCCGAGUGAUUGCGGUGCUGCCUUUUCUUCCUCAUCGUCGAACCUUGCUGCUUCUUCUGCUUCUUCUCCCUAUUUUAUGCGGUUCCAACAGCAGCUCCCGCUGCGUCCGCGUUCGAACACUACCAUAUCAGACGAAUCGGAUAUGAAGGAAAUAAUAACCGCGGGAGAAGAAGCGAAGCAAACGAACGAACCGAAUUUUGAGGUGGUGGCAGGAGUGGACGGCCAUGCCGACAGCGACAGCGAACGCGAACGAGGCGAGCACUUCACCUCCGCGGAUGAGGCUGGUCCGUUGGAACCGGGAAUUUCCUCGUCGAUUGGAUCCUCGCUGUUUCGAACCACGCGGUACAACAGCAGCGAGAGCGACGACAGCAGCGACGGCAACGCUUACAACACCGCCGUCUUUGAUCCCGGUCUCGAUUUCCUGCGAAAGAACUACAACUACCGAACAGCGUGUGAGUUGUCCCGAGACCCAUCGCGAGAGGAAGUUCUGCCCGGCAGAGAAUCGGCCUCGAAAAGCACAGCGGUUGUCUUCUGCGAGCAAGACGGCUCGAAGCAUCCACGCCAAGCGCCCACCUCUGGCAGCACCCGCCAGAGCCUCGGCUCGAUCGGCGACGACGGGACGUCCUGCAAGCACCCGGAGGCCCUGGCCAUGAAGCKCCACCGGAAGCACACCCGRGCAACCUAUGUCAUGGGGGGCGCCGCGGUGGGGACCAUGCUGCUCCCGGUGGUCGGGACGGUCGUCGGCGGCGCCCUCUCCGGCUACUCGGUCAACCUGUACCUGAAGCGCAAGGAAAAACACGCCCAGCGCAAGUGGGACCGGGACAACUUCCAGACCAACGCGGACGCCUCGCCGGUGGCAAAGUACGCCGUGUUUGUGUGAAGGCCGUCCGACGCCAAAAACACGAUUGUAACGCGAUAGUAUAAUAYAAUAGCGC